UUCGAUGAAAGCGAGACGGUGGCUCGAGCACUGCGAUUGCGUAUGAUUAAGAUAAUCUGCGAUGAGCUGGCGCUCUCUCACUUUGCAAUGGGCUUUGUGCUGUACUUCAGCACUGGGAAGAACUUUCGUGACGGUGUGCAUCGUCUCUUCAUUCGUUGUGGCAUCUGUGGCAGAGACAAGACCACGGACACCACUCGCAACAGUAUGAGUAGUGAGGUGGGCAGAAGCAGUGUCUCCACUCGAUUGACUCGAGAGAAGAAAAUUCUCAUCACCACAUUGGCUAAUCACCAACAGGAGGGCAAACUUCUAGCACUGCGUCGAGGACUGCACUACUUUAAGCGCGGUCGAAAGAACUCCGACUUUCCCGGACUGGAUCAAUGCGGUCGUCGGGGUGAGCGACAACCCUCCAAGUUGCCAUUAACAUCAAAAAACAAUGCCAAUGGUGAUUUUCCGUCUCCUGUUUGA
Hydatigera taeniaeformis is the source of this 465-nucleotide messenger RNA. NCBI's taxonomy places the organism in Eukaryota, Metazoa, Platyhelminthes, Cestoda, Cyclophyllidea, Taeniidae. The record is from the annotation of a GenBank genome assembly.